Molecule: messenger RNA, 351 nt
Organism: Paramecium primaurelia
Lineage: Eukaryota; Ciliophora; Oligohymenophorea; Peniculida; Parameciidae
Source: the annotation of a GenBank genome assembly
AUGGGAGCUUGUCACACCAAAAGAUCAAGAAGAUAGAGUAAUGAAUGGAGGUUCAGUGAAAGACUCACUUCACAAAGAUUAGAUUUCAUUUUAUAACGAUUGUCCCUAUAUUUAGAACUCGUUGGAGAUAUUCAUUCAUUGGGAGGAUACUUGUAAGAAAAAAUAAACGAGUUGUUUUAAAUAACAUAAAAACUUACUUUAGUUAAAGAACACUUAUAGAAAAUAGAAUUACUUUAUGAAGCAUCUGAAAUAAUAGAAUACUUGUACGAUGAUAAACACUUCAGCUAAGCUUUCCCUAUUUUAAGGGAAAGUUUAUAUGAAAUCACACAAUUGACAUUAGUCACAUAGUGA